This is a messenger RNA of Apaloderma vittatum (bar-tailed trogon), 2477 nucleotides long. It is a transcript of the gene MIS18BP1, whose product is annotated as MIS18 binding protein 1. Lineage: Eukaryota; Metazoa; Chordata; Aves; Trogoniformes; Trogonidae. The annotation marks the transcript as partial. The record is from RefSeq and is a predicted model, not a curated record. The transcript has 13 exons.
AAUUCCUUAUCGCCGAGAUUCCCGAGAACCAAACCACGAAAGCACUACCCAUAGACUCUCUUGUAUCGCAGUCCCCACGGAAGUUCUUCCUGCGUGCUAAGCAGAAACUGAAGCAGCAGCAAAAAGAGACUAGGUCUUCAAGCCCAAUCAAGCAGAACAUUCCUCCUUCCACAACUACAGAAAAGCCAUCAGUCAAAUCUACUGUUUCUGAACAGCUCAGGGACGGUAUUAUAGAGUGUGUGGUCACGGAUAAAGAUAAUCAGUAUGAUUUCAUUGUGGAAUCGGUGGAUGCUGAUGACGAAAUGUCUCAAAGUCCAGUGACUAGUUCUGCAAAUGUAAACUCGGCCCCUGAGCUUCAUCAAGACAGAAGAGGGUUGCAGCCGAGUGGUACACAAGCUGCUCGUGGAGUAGGAAAGACAGUGGAGACUAAGUCUCAAGAGCUCCCACAGUGCUUAUGUAGUAUUCUGCUCUCUUCUCCCAAAAUCCACAUUCCUAGGAAGCAAAAGCCAAAAGAAGACUCUGAGGCCCCUUUGGAUAAACCUCAUACAGAUGAAGUUGCUGGCAAAGCAGAGAAAGAGAAAAAUAUCUGUCUAACAAGUUGGAGAAUUAAAGUGAUGGAUGGUAACACUGCAAUAUGUGUCGAAGGAAAACGCAAAGAUAGGAAGGGUCUGCUUUGGCACAGCAAUGUGAUUACAGAACGCUUGGCAAGCGACCAAGUUAAAACGUUGUCUGGCAGCAUCUAUGUGCUACAGGGAACUAUAGAUUCAGCUUCGAUGAGAAAAGAAGGAUUUCCCUACCGCUUCAUCAAAAGAUUUACAUACGGGUUUUCCAAAAAGUGGAAGGAAUACGUUGAGGAGUUUCUUGAGGACAGAAGAAGGAAAGAAGAAAAACAAAAUAGUGGUGAGGCUGAAGAGAGCGACUCGGUAGUGGGUACGGACGUGUUGAAAAAUACAGAAUAUUCAGCAAGAGGUGUGAAGAAAUCUGAAAUCAGAAACACCACCUAUGAAGUAUCACCGAGGAACGAUGAGGAUGCUUAUACAACACCGAAGCACUGCUCCAUAGAGAACGACUCGAGCAGAGUUUACACUCGUAGCGGCCGUCUCGUUAAACCACCACUAAGUUUCUGGUGUGGGCAGCGGGAGUUUGUUGAUCAGAAUCUAAACGUUACUAUAGAAAAAGGUGGAACAGAUUACCUGACCAUGAUGUUUAGUAAUGAAAAAUCAAAAAAACCUGCCAGUUCCAUUUCUAAGAAGAAAGGAAAGGAAGAAAUGAAGACAUCUGAAGAAGCACCAAAAACAGAGAGUAAAGGGAAAAGGAAUGAAAAAGGAGUAAGUUCCAAAAGCAAAGGCAAGUCUGCUGGAAAGAAGGCCAGGCACUUCGUGUCAGAUGAUGAGGAAAGUGAUGAUGUAAUGCGUAGUACGAAAAUUAAACCACAGCUCUCCAUUAUGCUGACUCCAUUAAACCCUGGAGUACAGAGCAAAACCAGCAGAAUCCCAGGAAUGACACAGGAAAAGAGAGAACUGCCACUGUACCAGUACUCCUUACGGUCAGCCAAACAGCUUCUUCCAGACAAGUGUCUAAAGCAAGGAUUGUCAAGUAAAGAAGAGGAAGAGGAAUCCAGCAGAGAUAGCCCGCUGUCCAUCAAAAGGAAAAAGAAACCUUUAUCAAGGCAAAAGAUUCAAAAUUUGAAAUCUUCCUCGAGCCGUAAAUGUUUCCAGGAUGAUGCAAACAAGGUGUCGUGUGAGCAAGGGGCAACAGGACGCUCGGCCGCCACCCACGCUGCACCACUGAGGCCAGGUGUGCCGCAACCCAUCGGCCCUUCCGAUUUACCUGGAGGAAAAACACCCUCUAGUGAGUCCAGCCCUGCCCAGCUGCCUGCCAAGGCACGGAGGACGAGAGGCAGAACCAACCUUCCGAUGUAUUUGCUCGACUCUUGCACCGAACCCGAAACCAGUGAAGCGGAAUUUCAGAUCAAAGAAAAGAAAGCAAAAUUACCUGCCAGGAAACCCAAUUGUGAGGUUUCUAAUACUGCCAAGUCUUCGGCAGCAAAAUUGAGAGAACUUGAGAGGGAAAAGGUGCAGAAAUCUCUGGAGCUUUUUCCAAGGGCAGCCGAUGGCUGGUCUGAAAAGGAAUUGCAGAAGCUCUACAGGGCCGUGGCGUCGCUGCCGAAGCAAAGGAAUGGCUUCUGGGUGGAGGUGGCCAUGGCCGUGGGCUCGCGCUCGGCAGAGGAAUGCCAGCAGAAGUACACGGAGGAACAGCAGGCGAAAGGCUCCAAAGCACCCACCAAGGCGACCGCCCCUUCGGGAAAACCCAAGCCUGCCAACUUGACUCUGGGUAAGAAAGAGCCAGUGACAAUCACUGCCAAAGUGGGAACCUUCAAAAGGAAGCAGCAGAUGAGGGAUUUCUUGGACCAUUUGCCGAAGGACAACCAUGACGAUAUUUUCACUGCGACGCCCUUUCAGAAUCAAAGAGUCAAG